Molecule: messenger RNA, 1116 nt
Organism: Malus domestica (apple)
Lineage: Eukaryota; Viridiplantae; Streptophyta; Magnoliopsida; Rosales; Rosaceae
Product: DNA (cytosine-5)-methyltransferase CMT3-like
Biological process (GO): negative regulation of gene expression via chromosomal CpG island methylation
Cellular component (GO): nucleus
Molecular function (GO): DNA (cytosine-5-)-methyltransferase activity; DNA binding
Source: RefSeq, marked provisional
AUGCAAACAAAAAUAGAGCCAAACAGAUCGAAAAGUCAUCCCCGAUACCAGACAUCCCCAAAGUCCUUACGCUCCAAAACCAAACAGAAUCCCAAUCCAAUCACUCGCGCACUGAAAAACCCCUAUCGCCCAUCUCUCUCUCUCUCUCUCUGUUCUCCGCCGAAGUCGAAGAACCCAAGGCAAACCAAGAAUGUGGAAAAAUCUGCUUCUCCGCCGAAAUCGAAGAAUCCGAGGCAAACCAAUGAGGCGAGAGUUGAAGAGGAGGUAGCAACGAGUGUAGAAAAAGCUGCUUCUCUGCCGAGGAAGCCAGUGACUCAGGAGGUAGCUGCGGCUGAUGAAGACGGAGAGGAAUCGAGGUUUAGUGGCAAACCGAUGGAAGAUGAGGAGACUCGUAAGCAAUAUCCCAAGAGAUAUGUGGGAGAGAAUUAUGCAUUGCUAGCAAUCAGUUGUGAGUGUUCUAUGUAUUUCACUGGGUCACGAAAAGAAAGGAAGAAAUGUUAUGAAAGGACAAUUACAAAGAGUAUCGCCCUUUGUUUUGACUUUGAUCCUUGCAUUGGUGCAGAAGGCAAAGAGGAAUGGGCAAAAAAACUCCAACGAGGAGAGACAAAAGAACCCUACAUUUGUAAGAUUGUGGAAAUGUUUGAGGCAAUUGGUGGGCUAUUAUAUUUUACUGCACAAUGGUACUAUAGAUCACAAGACACUGUCAUAAAGCACUGUGCUAGUGUUGCUUGUGGGCAUGUUGAUCAAGAUGUGAAGAGUAAAUCAAUUCCAGUGUGCAAUUACUAUUGCGACACCAAGUAUUUGCUACCGUAUUCUACUUUUGUCAAUCUGCAAACAGGAUAUUGUUCUCUUUCUACUUACUGUCAUGAUGCUGAAAUUAUGCAGUCUGGAAGUGAUGACUCAACUAUCUCUGUUUCGGAUGAUGUUUGUUUGGAUAGUGAGGUUGAUUCAAAGCUGUCAAAUGUGUGUGCCAAAUCACAAGUAAGGCUCCUGGACCUAUAUUCUGGUUGUGGAGUGAUGUCUACUGGCCUGUGCCUUGCUGCCCAUUUGGCCAAUGUCAAUCUUGUAACGUUGAGAGAAACUGUUUCAAUUGAUUGCAAUGCAAUGCUGUUGUAA